AUGAAGAAGCAGCUGAUGCUGCAGGACGAGAGGAACAGGAGCCAUAGCGAUCUGGUGGCGAUGAGAUCGCUGAGUGGUUGUUAUUACUUGGAGCGGCUGUUGCUGCAAAACUGGAGGGAUUAUUUCCGUGAGCGAUUGUCGUCGCAGGAGUCCGUGAACCGUUAUUGUUGGGAGCGGCUGUCGCCGCGGAGUUUGGAUGAUUUCUGGAAUGUUUUUGGUGAGCAGCUGAUGUUGUAUGCGGUGUCGACCGACGUGCUGGCACUGUUUCUGAAAUAA
Molecule: messenger RNA, 276 nt
Organism: Gongylonema pulchrum
Lineage: Eukaryota; Metazoa; Nematoda; Chromadorea; Rhabditida; Gongylonematidae
Source: the annotation of a GenBank genome assembly